CAGUUCGCUGCGCCAAACUGAUGAGCUGACUGCACAUACAAUAUACAUGUAUAUAUUAUACAAAGCUCGCUGUCUAUAUUUACGCCACGCAGUUGGAAUUACCGUCAAUAAGUGCAUGGUGUUCCCGUUUAACCGCAAUUUGGACUUGUCACAAGAUCCCUAAGCAAUACUAUCGUCAGUUUACGGUUACAAUCGUACAUAACGAUUUGAGCAAUAUGGCAGUCGUUGACAACGUAAUCGCCGUUUUGACCAGCGCAGGCAACAGCUCGUCCGUCGUUUUCCUCUUAUGCCUCGUCGCGACAUUCCUCGUGACGGCUCUGGUGUGGCGGCAUCUGACGUACUGGAGGAAAUACACCUUCCCGCCCGGGCCUCGCGGCUGGCCCUUGAUCGGUAACUCUCCGCUGAUCGCUCCGGAUUCCGGACAGACCAAUGCCAACAUCACCCGAAUUGGAAAACAGUACCACCCUGACAUGUUCACGCUGACUUUGUACUUGGGAAAGCGUAUGCUCAUUUUAAACAGCUACGAGUCUAUUAAAGAUGCCUUUGUGAAGCAGUCGGCUCUUGUCUCUGACCGUCCAAGCGUGUGGCCAUUUACGUACAUCAAUGAAAAUCAUCGAAAUGUUGGUGUCUUCUUGGAGCCUUACACCGAGACUUGGAAAAGAGAGAAGAAAUACAUGGUACGAACCGUGCGUCAGUUUGGCUACGGUACCUCUGGCUCUGAAGAUGUCAUCCUUCGGGAAGCUAAUCACCUGGUCGAGCUUUUCAAGAAGAGAGGCGGGGAGCCAUUCGAGCCCGGUCGACCUUUAAGUUUGUGUUUCCUGAACGCGACUUUCUCCAUGAUUCUCAAUACCACCUAUGAGGAAGACGAUGAGGAAUUUGCCACUAUCUUGGAUUACAUCUUGCAGUGGUACGUUGAGAUCUUCAAGCUGUACAACGUGGAGCCGCUGUUGCCCCUCUACGACAGGCUCGGUCUCAACUCCCGGCUGCGCAAGGGCAAGAUGAUGACCAAGGAACUGCUGGCGUUCAUCCAGAAGCACGUCGACUACCACAAGGCGACCCUGGACCCGGACAAUCCGCGAGACAUGAUCGACUCGUGUCUGAUCGAGUUGGCCAAAGGCGACCCCAACAGCGACCUGAGGGAGUUCACCAACGAGAAGUUCUUGUGGAUGCUGUGGUUCUUCAUCCCCGACCAGGGAGACACGGCCUCAGGUCUGUUCCUCUUCCUGCUGCUGGCCACAGCUCUCCACCCUGAGGUGCAGCAGCGCGUCUUCCAGGAGAUCCAAGAUGUCAUCGGGGACCGUCCGCCAUCCCUGAAGGACAAGGAGAACAUGCCGUACACGGAAGCCGUUAUCCUUGAGACCCUGCGCAUGGACACCACCUUCUGGCUUCUGGUCCCACACUUCACCGCUGACGAUGUUGAGAUUUUAGGCUUCAAGAUCCCUAAAGACACGACAGUCAUUCCAAACAUCUACGCUGUUCACUUCGACCCCGAGCUUUGGGAUGAUCCGGAAGACUUCAAGCCUGAGAGGUUCAUCGACAAACACGGCCGGAUCAAUCGACCGGAUUACUUCAUGCCCUAUUCAACCGGACGCAGGUCAUGUGUUGGAGAGCAGCUGUCGCAGAAACAGUUCUUCCUGUUCUACAUCACUUUGAUCCAGAAAUUCAAGUUCAAACUCCCGGAUGGGGAUCCGAUCCCAAAAUUGGAAUCUCAGUGGUUGUGGGUCAGUCCGCCGUAUUUUCGACUGCAAGCGACAACAAGAGACUAGACAGAAAGCAAUGGUGACUUGCACAUUGUAAACAUCACGGCAAAUAAAUGACAUCACUUUGGGAAAAACAGAAACAUUAUUGAAAAGUUGCCAGGCCAUAGCCUCCAGUCAAUAUACAUGCGUUAUGGCUUGAUAUAGUGUCGUAGUCGUGCAAGCAAUAAGCUGUUAUUUGGUAUGAAAAGACGUAAUUAUGCGUAUUUGUACAUCCUGGAGUCCUGUAAGCGCUCAUAGUGGGACUUGGAGGUCGCUACUGAGCAAGUUGAGCGAAAGAGUCCCUCAACAGGAACUUACUUGCGACAUUUUUCACCCUCCUAUGAGUGGUCAUUGGUAUACGAAACUGAGUGACACGUCCAAGCAAAAGGCAAAGAUUGUUUUUUCUAAUUUAGAAAUAGAAAGGAUAAAGGAGACUGAAUAAAACGGCCAGCAGUCUCACUUUGUGUGAUUUGGUCACAUGUAUCGAUCAGUGACCCCAGAACUUAGAUGUAAAAACAACAUGUUGGAUUUGGGAUUCGGAGAGCGAAAGGCCAACUUCAACCACUCUUUUUUUUCUUGUUACAAGGUAUAUAUGCCGUAUAUCAAACUGCUUUGAAAGGCAUCAUGUUCAUGUAUGGUGUUAGAAUUUCUUGAUUAUUAAUAUUUUACAAUGUAUUGGACACUGAAUAUUCAUAACGUCAUUGAGAAGUAUGGUGUUGACAAACCUGAAUCAUUCUAUGUAUCUAGUAUUUUGGGAAUAAUUGGACAUGUAUACAGUAUUAAGGACUGAACAAAUCGUGUUUGAAUGCUAUAACGAAAAUGCUAUUGUUUAAACAUAUGCAGAGUGUAAUUAAUCAGAAUUUAGUGGGUCAACAUCUAGAGAGUAGUUUUGACUUUUGAAAAUGCCAUUUCAAAGAAAAGUUAGCUCGAGUUUAUUAUCAAAUUUAAAAGGAUGAAACAGUCAGAGAGUAAAUAUUACUGUAACGUUGUUCUGUAAACCUAUUUCAUUUCAAAUGAAACGUAAUCGUAUUUCUUUUUACCCGCACAAAAGGUUAAAUAGCAAGUGUAAACUGUAAAUAUUUGAGGCUGGCUGUUAUCGAAAAUGAGUGGAUAUUCCUUUCUAAACUUUAAAUGGAAAAACUAAAUGACCGUGAUUUGAACCAUAAUGGUGCUGUUUGGAGACUUGGUUUCCGAAAUUUACAUUAACGACGGUGUGUACGAAAUAAUGAAAUCGACUGUUGAUUCAGCAAGUGGUUACCUCGUACGGGGUAUACAUUAAUGCAUGCAUAGACUGCUACGAAGCCUGGCUAACGAGCAGGAGAGGGAACCAAGUCCAUGUGCCGUUUGUGGCGAAAUUACUGUAAGCUAACAUUUCUAAGUUCAAUUAACCGAUUUUCAUUUAAUUUGCUGUGAAUGUAUGAAUCCGUAUAGUAUACAUUCAGAGUGUUUAUGCACGACUUUUUUGCCAUUGUUUGAUAAAUACACAGAUUUUCAAUUUAUUCUGGAUCUACAAAUAUGUGAUAAAAUGCUGAGAAUAUGUACGUACACAUAAAAGCUCUCGGCGACUAUGAACAACGUAAAAAGAUAUGUGUAAUAAACUCUGGUGUUAUGCCCACCGUUA
Acanthaster planci (crown-of-thorns starfish) is the source of this 3360-nucleotide messenger RNA. Its product is annotated as cytochrome P450 2D9-like. The record is from RefSeq and is a predicted model, not a curated record. Gene Ontology annotation, molecular function: oxidoreductase activity, acting on paired donors, with incorporation or reduction of molecular oxygen; monooxygenase activity; iron ion binding. Lineage: Eukaryota; Metazoa; Echinodermata; Asteroidea; Valvatida; Acanthasteridae.